Messenger RNA from Fusarium musae, 498 nucleotides. RefSeq lists its product as uncharacterized. The coding region runs from base 1 to 498 and encodes 165 amino acids. The record is from RefSeq and is a predicted model, not a curated record. NCBI's taxonomy places the organism in Eukaryota, Fungi, Ascomycota, Sordariomycetes, Hypocreales, Nectriaceae. The transcript has 2 exons.
AUGGUUGCCUUCAACACUCUUCUCAUCUUCGCCUCAUCCCUGGUCCCUCUAGCCACUGGCGCUGCCCUUCCCACUCAUGAAGACUCCCCCUCACCAGAUGUCAAAACCAAGACAAGUCGUGGGACGACUACCACCGCCAAAACGGGGCCUUCGCAAGGCAAGGCCUCUGCCUCUUCUACCUCGACCCUUCUCCCCGCGACGGCGCUUGGGCCUGCGGCGUCUAUUGCAAAAACGACCGCACCAAGAUCUGCACCACCGUGUGAGAUUAUGAAUGUUAUGAAGGAGGCUGUUUUUGCGAGCACGUAUGCUAUUCCUGGUGUUGGGCCUGUUGCUACUGCUGCUAGGACUGUUGCGAAGGGUGUGAAGUUGGCGUCUAAGACCCAGUGUGGUAAGGAUUUGUGGACGGAUGCUGUCAAGGAGUCUUGUAACUUUCGUCGGGAUGAUGACUUGCUGAACAAGGGUUUUGGCAUCUUUGAGGCAGCGCCUGACGAGUUCUAG